AUGGCUUUAUCUCAGUACCUUGAUCAGGCUGAGACAGAUCUGGGGAUUGAUACAGUUGGAGUGAAUUUUCUUCUAACACAAAAUGUAGAGGACUUUAUCAACGAAAUAUCAAUCAACAUGGACGAAAGUGAUCAAAGCAACAUUUUGCUUUCUGAAAAUCAAGACAAAAAAUCCAUGAAUAUACCGUUGCCAACGGCGUUAGAAUGUUCUGAGACAAGCCGCUUUGAUAGCCUUGAGGAUUGUGACAUACGUGAACGACUGGAGCAGUCUGUUCCAAAAAAUACCAAAAAAUCUACAAAUUGGGCAUUAAAAGCCUUCAACGAAUGGCGUACGGUCAGAAAUGCCGGCAAACUUAGCCAACAGGUACCGCCAUUAGAGGAUUUUAAUGUAGACGAUGUGAACAACCAUCUCAGCCGUUUUCUCAUGGAGGUACAGUUUGAUUUAUUCUAA
Ruditapes philippinarum (Manila clam) is the source of this 450-nucleotide messenger RNA. RefSeq lists its product as uncharacterized. The coding region runs from base 1 to 450 and encodes 149 amino acids. The transcript has a single exon. The record is from RefSeq and is a predicted model, not a curated record. Lineage: Eukaryota; Metazoa; Mollusca; Bivalvia; Venerida; Veneridae.